Frankliniella occidentalis (western flower thrips) is the source of this 1069-nucleotide messenger RNA. Its product is annotated as protein disulfide-isomerase A4. Lineage: Eukaryota; Metazoa; Arthropoda; Insecta; Thysanoptera; Thripidae. Bases 287 to 1069 code for a protein of 260 amino acids. Gene Ontology annotation, molecular function: protein disulfide isomerase activity. Gene Ontology annotation, biological process: protein folding. Gene Ontology annotation, cellular component: endoplasmic reticulum. The record is from RefSeq and is a predicted model, not a curated record. The transcript has 4 exons.
CGGCCGCUCUUUGAUGGCCGUUGCACCUCGCUGACCCGAGUCGGUUUAUCCGCGGUCAUUACGGAGCACUGGCCGCAGGUCAAGUCGUUCUCCGUUCCCCCGACGCUUCGCCACUUCGCCACCCUCCUAACCCCCUCCCUCACCCUCGCGGGGACCGCUGGCCAGAAUCGAGUCCACAUCGAAUAGACAACUGCUUGAUGUUAUUUGACGAUAUCAAAACUGUGGAUAGCUUAAGGGGGAUUAACUAUGAUAGGCUGCUAGGGCCAGAAAAUCCAAAGUCUAUUCGAUGACAACGCUUCCCGUUGUAUCGUGGCGGGAGGGGCGAGCCUCUACAUACAGUAACUGCCAGCGCAUCCUCCCCGUCCCCGGUUUGACAGGACAGAGCGACACCAGUGACCAGAUGGUGGAGAGCUUCGAGCGAGCGUCGGUCUCCCUCGGUUCGACGCCCGUCGCCCUGGUGGCCGUCGACUGCGCCGAGGAGCCCGUCUUGUGCGAAACUAUGCUGCCGCCUUCGCCAACCCUACCCGUAGUCGAGUACUACCACUUUCUAGACCGGGCCAGCGCGAUCUACGACGACCAGCUGCAGGCAGUGGACCUCGUCCGCUUCGUGUCGGCGCGGGACGCCUUGGGGGCGGGAGGCGGCGGGGGCGGCACUGGCGGCGGGGGCGGUGACGGCCAGGAGCCCGACCCGGACGGAGCUGCGCACUGGGCCGACGUGCAGCAUAAAGACGCCAUCGUUCUCCUCAACGACUCCACCUUCGACGAGGUGCUGCGACGAUCGAGACACGUACUCGUCUUCUUCUAUGCCCCAUGGUGCAACCACUGCUCCAGUGUUAAACAGAACUACGCAACAGCGGCCAAGGAGCUUAGCGACAGGGGUUUAAGAGGAUGUCUGGCAGCAGUGGAUUACUCUUCUAACCCACUUUUGGAGAGACGGUUUAGGCUUGAAUAUUUGCCAGCCCUUAAACUGUUUUACAAAGGAGAAUUUGUCAAUGAUUAUCACAAAUUGCGCUCCAGAGAAGAAUUUGUCCACUUAAUCGAUGCCACAAUAAAACAAAACAAAACUUGA